Messenger RNA from Fraxinus pennsylvanica, 813 nucleotides. The record is from the annotation of a GenBank genome assembly. Lineage: Eukaryota; Viridiplantae; Streptophyta; Magnoliopsida; Lamiales; Oleaceae.
AUGGCACAUCGCUUCUUUGGUCGUGCCAGUCAAUCUCGUUUCACUGGAAAUCGUCGCUCAAGGGGCAACUCUAAUGGCAAUGCUGGUGGUUUUUCUUCUGGCAUUUCGGGUGGUCAGUCUUCUAAGAAUAAUCGAUCUCAUCGUCCCUAUAAUCCUCGCUGCCUGAUUUGCAAAGAAGUGGGUCACACUGCUGAUCGCUACAGGAAUCGUUAUGUCCAUUCGGAGACAUCGGCACACCUUGUUGAAGCACUCCAGAGUGGUUGUUCUCUCUCUGAUGGCCCUUCUGGCUCAGAUUGGUACCUUGACACUGGUGUCUCUGCCCAUAUGACACCUGAUUCGACUGCACUUGACAUCUCUGAACAAUAUGUUGGUCAACGCAUCUCUACUCCAGCUGAAGACCAUGAUCCUCUAUCAUUGGCUCAACCACAUUCUAAUGCUCCAGAUCCUAAUGCUCAUUCUACAGCUCCACCCUCUCACCCUAUGAAGGCGGCUAACUUUCUCUCCAAUGAUGAUUUUGAGCCACCACUCAUCCCUCCCAAGACAAUUCCUGACCCAGAUGAUAAGAAGCCCGAAGAUUGGGAUGAGAGGGCAAAAAUUCCAGACCCAGAUGCAAAGAAACCGGAUGACUGGGAUGAGGAUGCUCCACUGGACAUUGAAGAUGAGGGUGCUGUGAAGCCUGAGGGAUGGUUGGAUGAUGAGCCUGAGGAGCCGAAGAUUGGAAUGAGGAGGAGGAUGGUGAAUGGGAGGCUCCAAAGAUUGAUAACCCCAAAUGUGAAGAGGCACCUGGAUAUGGGGAGUGGAAAAGGCCAAUGA